Messenger RNA from Paramuricea clavata, 843 nucleotides. Lineage: Eukaryota; Metazoa; Cnidaria; Anthozoa; Malacalcyonacea; Plexauridae. The record is from the annotation of a GenBank genome assembly.
AUGUCCUUAUGUUAUUGUUUUAGACGAAGAUGGCAUGCGUUCAAGAAUAUUGUUUACGGGUACGAAGACAAAACUUACAAUUAUCGACAACAACAUGCACAAGACCGUUGGAAAAUUUACGCUAAAGAAGAACAAAAUAGACAUGUCCAUUUCUCUGAGAAGGAAAAUUUUAGCGAGGUAUUUGAUGAAUAUAAAAAGUAUUCAGAAAACUGGUGUAAUUAUUGCAUACCAAACCGGCAAGUAUAUGAAGCGUACGGAAUUGAAUUUGAGAGCCGGGAAGAAAGGGAUGCAUUUGAAAGUAAAAUGGAAUGCAUGGAAAAGAUUCUGGAGAACGAACUAUACGAAAUUAGGCAACAGCAUAUCCGUCUUAAGGAAGAACGAGCUAAAAUACCGCGUUUGAAGCAAAGAAAUGGCGGAAAACUUACACAGAAAGAAGCAAAUGUCUCCAGGAAUGAUUGUUCACCCACGCACGACUUACCGAAGACACGGAAAACUCUGGAUGACACCAACUUUCUCAGGACAGAUGAUAAUCCUUUAGUUGAGGAAGUCAGUCUGGUGAAUGAGGUUCAGGAUGUGCUUGAGCAGAUGUGUAGCUUAAGUAGGGAAUUAAAAGAUAUCGAGAAGAUAUUAAGUAUUGAAGUACGAGAAAGGAUAUUACAUCCAGAGCCACGUUUGAUUCAGAUCAAAGCACCUGAGGAUGAACUUUCGGAACAGAUGAAAAACGAUGGAGGAUUUAGGUAUUGUAGUUCAGAUAGUAGUGUACAAAGAAUUUCAUAUGAUACUUUACCUCCUCCGUUAACACUAAGUGAAUUUGUAGCAAAGCAGCCUCAAGGUGAUACAUGA